Acanthochromis polyacanthus (spiny chromis) is the source of this 1716-nucleotide messenger RNA. It is a transcript of the gene dnajc22, whose product is annotated as DnaJ (Hsp40) homolog, subfamily C, member 22. NCBI's taxonomy places the organism in Eukaryota, Metazoa, Chordata, Actinopteri, Pomacentridae. Gene Ontology annotation, biological process: endocytosis. Gene Ontology annotation, cellular component: early endosome; plasma membrane. The transcript is spliced from 4 exons. Bases 284 to 1303 code for a protein of 339 amino acids. The record is from RefSeq and is a predicted model, not a curated record.
CAGUAUACUGUUUCUCACAAGCGUCCCCUUUAAACUUUUCACUCAUCUUAUCAGUUCAAAUAAUCAAGGGCUCAUGCCGAUGUACAUCAUGUGUUGAGGGCACCGUGCAAUUCCAUUGUCAUGAUCCAAAGUCCAACUGUUGCAACUGCAUGCACCACCUUCACCUACGGAAAGUAUUGAAACCUCUUCUUGGGAUAAGGAUUUGAAACUAUGAGUACACUAAGUACUUCUCAAGGAUGAUUAAUACCAACCUGCACUAAGACUAAUCCACUGAGGCCACAGGAUGGCAAAAAGUGUAAUAGUAGCCUAUGUGUUGUGGGCAGUAGGAGGGCCUUUAGGCCUCCACCAUUUGUAUUUAGGAAGAGACAGCCAUGCUCUGCUGUGGAUGCUAACCUUGGGAGGAUUUGGGUUUGGCUGGGUCAGAGAGGUCUCACGUAUUCCUGCAUACGUGGGCGAGGCCAAUCAAGAUGCCGACAAAGAGAGAAAAAGGGAUCAUGCCUCGGUUCCUCCUCCUGUGGGCCCUGUCAGAUUUGCUGGACAGGUGUGUGUUGGGAUCUACUUUGGUACCGUGGCUCUGAUAGGACUGAACUCCCUCAGUUUCUUCUACUUGAUUGUUCUGCCUUUAAGUGUGGGUGCAGGUGUACAUCUGGUGUCCAAUGUUGGCCAGCAGACCUCUGAUCUCCAAAAAACUUUGACUGCUUGUCUCAUUACCUCCCCAAUAUUCUACGGCAGCACUUUAUCACCUCUUCCUAUAAGCUUGGCUGCGAGCGUCACUGCUGCACAAAACCGCAGGUUCAAACCUCCACAGACACCUGGGAAGACACAGAAAUUAGGUCCACGGCUUUACAGGCUCGGCCUAGCUUGGCUGGCGUUCUCUGCUCCGCUGGGUUACUGUAUUUUUCACAACACCACAGCCACACUAUACUAUCUGUCUGACUCUAUAGCAGCACUGCUGGAUAUUUUCUGGUUUCUGCCUUGGCUCAGAGGUGUGUUGGAGUACAUUCUUUUAAUGCCAUAUCGGAUCUUGUGUGUCCUAACUGGAGGAGGCUACUAUGAAGAGGGUUGGAGGAAGGUGCUGGAAAUACUGCUCAAAGAGUACACUGAGAGAGAAAAAGAGGCACUGCAGGUUUUAUCUUUGGAUUCAGAGGCCUCUCUUGAAGAGAUAACUCGAAGCUACAGGGAGCUGGCAAAGACAUGGCAUCCAGACCACAACCCCAGCAAGGAUGCUGAGGCAAUGUUUGUGAAGAUUCAUGAUGCUUAUGAUGUUCUUCAACGCUGGCACAGGCCCCGUCGAUUCCAAUAGCUGCCUUACAUUCAUUAAGGAUUGGCCUAAAUUAUGUUGUAGCUUUUAUCUCCUAUUGUUCCAACAACACCCAACAAGAACAUUCAUAGGGGACUUGUACUGUGCUGGUAUCAACACGUGUAAUGAGCAUACAUCCACCUGUCAAACAGCAUUUCACAGAUGUCUGGAUAUUUGGCAGUUUGUGUGAAACAGCAGUUUGCUGCCACCUCGUGGUGUCACAGAUGUAUUAUCACAGUAAAACGUGUCAUUUCAGGUCUUUCCUUGGAUGACAGUGGCCUUGCUAAUCUUUAAAAAGUACUGAAAUCCUUUUACUUCUUAGAGGAAAUCUAAAGAACUGGGUUUGAGGUAUAUUGAUGUAAGAUUCUAAGUCUAUUUUAUACAUAAAUAUACACAUACAAAUUUUCUAUUCUGUU